This is a messenger RNA of [Torrubiella] hemipterigena, 2406 nucleotides long. Lineage: Eukaryota; Fungi; Ascomycota; Sordariomycetes; Hypocreales; Clavicipitaceae. The record is from the annotation of a GenBank genome assembly.
AGACGGGGACUUGGAAAUAGCCCUGCGCCAAAGACUUUACAGUGUUACCGUUUGAGUGUAGAAGAUGGGGGCAUACUAUAAAAGUAUCAAACCCUCCUAGUACAGGUUCCUUUCAAACGUCCAAGAUAUAAUUGAAUCCCCUCUAAACAAAUCUUGCUUAGUAUAACUCUACGAGGUACAACCAGCAUCCACAUGGCAGCCUCCAACCCAGACCUGGAGAUGGCGCACGUCCAGAGCGCCAGCCUCACCAACCUCUCCGUCAAAUCCUUUAGCUGGCAUAAUGUACAGGUAAAGGUCAAGGACCGCAAGUCCGGCAACCCGCUAGCCAUCUUGCAAGGUUCCAAUGGUAUAGUCAAGGCUGGCGAGAUGUUGGCCAUCAUGGGCCCCAGCGGCUCCGGUAAAACCACACUACUCAACGCCCUUGCGCAUCGCGUUGCGGCUGCCGGCGCUACCACUACGGGAGACAUUCGCGUCAGCAACCAGCCUGCAACCUUACAGUCGAUCCGCGCCUACUCCAGCUAUGUUGAGCAGGAGGAUGCCCUUAUUGGUAGCUUGACCGUCCGUGAAACCGUCAUGUUUGCCGCCCAAAUGUCUCUUCCAAGUCAUAUUUCGAAAAAGGAGAUCAAGCAGCGUGUGGACGACCUCAUUUCUAGUUUUGGCUUGCACAGCCAAGCAGAUACCAUUGUCGGUACACCCAUCAAAAAGGGCCUGAGCGGCGGCCAGAAGAAGCGUCUUGGCGUUGCGAGCCAUCUUGUAACGAACCCCAAGAUUCUAUUUCUCGACGAACCAACUAGUGGCCUCGACAGCGCCCUGUCACUUGAGGUCUGUAAUUACAUUAAAAAGAUUGGUCGGGAGCAUAAUCUCGUUAUUAUUGCUUCCAUCCACCAGCCAUCCUCCUCGACUUUUCAGCAAUUUGACAAACUGUGCCUUCUCUCAGGCGGUCGUACCUGCUAUUUCGGCCCAAUCUCUAGCGCUGUGUCCUACUUUUCGAACAUUGGCUAUGCUAUACCUCCCGAGACCAAUUCGGCCGAGUUCUUCUUGGAUCUCAUCAACACAGACCUGGAUAAAGAUGGCAGCAUUUUUAAGCGCACUGAAGAUAUUUGCUCAGCUUGGGCUACCUCUUCCAAUCAAGUGGAACUUUCGCAGCAAUUUGAGGGUAUCGAUGUUGAGGACAAAGACAGACACCUGGAACAGAAAGAUGGCCGCCCGAGCUCCUGGACAAUCCUCUCAGUUCUGCUGCGUCGGUCUUGGGUUAAGUCGUAUCGAGACAUUAUGGCAUAUGGCAUCCGCAUUGCUAUGUACCUCGGUUUAGCAAUUCUAAUGGGCACCGUGUUCUUGCGGCUCAAGACGGAACAGAGCUACAUCCAACCUUAUACCAACGCCAUCUUCUUUGGUGGAGCGUUCAUGUCUUUCAUGGCUGUUGCGUAUGUGCCCGCAUUCCUUGAAGAUCUGCACACAUUCAAGCAGGAGCGCGCUAAUGGCCUCGUUGGGCCGUUGUCAUUCAUGACGUCGAACUUUAUCAUUGGAUUGCCAUUUCUCUUCUUGAUUGCGCUUCUCUUCUCCGUUGUCGAAUAUUGGCUCUCCAAUUUCCGUCCAGAAGCCUCAGCUUUUUUUAAGUGGGUGCUAUGGUUGUUUUUGGAUCUUGUGGCUGCCGAGUCCUUGGUUGUCUUUGUGUCAUCCAUAUUCAACAUCUUUGUUGUCGCGUUGGCCGUUACAGCCUUUGCUAAUGGCCUUUGGAUGUGUGUAGAUGGAUUUUUGGUCCCUAUGGGUAUUCUCAACGUGUUUUGGAAGUAUGUCUUCCAUUACAUUGACUACCAGGCAUAUGUCUUUCAGGGUAUGAUGGUCAAUGAGUUUGAGCAACGCGAGUAUUCGUGUGCAACUUUGCCCAACGGCAAGUACCAGUGCCAGUACCCGAGUGAUAUCAAUGAUCGUGGUCUGAUUGCGGGCAAGGAUGUACUAAAGCAGUUUAGUAUUUCUACGGGACAGGAGGCCACCUGGAUUGGAAUUAUGAUUGGUAUAAUUGCGGGAUACAGGCUGUUGGCCUAUGUGGUGUUGGUUAUUCGUAAAUAAGCUCGAGCCCUCCUUCUUUUCCGUUUAGUAGAGUACAUAUAUCUUAUAGGCACUUGACAUAUUGCUUUUGUUAUCCUUUAUUAUGUCCUUUCUGAAUAAUAGGAAGCUAAUAAAGAAAUGUAGACUAUAAGCCGCUUAUCUCCCAACUCAGUUAGCCGCAAGUGUCCUCCCAAUUCUGUGCAUCCUCUCGAGAUUUAAGGGGCUUCUAGGAGCAUAACUCGGCGCUAAGUCAUCACCUGUUUCGCUACUUCUCCUUUCCGAAAUACGCCCCAUAAUCCCGGUUAACAACUCCUCACCCACGAGCCUCACUAAAAUCAAGAUAUUUUAAUGGCCAAU